Equus quagga is the source of this 1615-nucleotide messenger RNA. Its product is annotated as cytochrome c oxidase assembly factor 7. Gene Ontology annotation, molecular function: protein binding. The transcript has 3 exons. The coding region runs from base 55 to 750 and encodes 231 amino acids. Gene Ontology annotation, cellular component: mitochondrial intermembrane space. Lineage: Eukaryota; Metazoa; Chordata; Mammalia; Perissodactyla; Equidae. The record is from RefSeq and is a predicted model, not a curated record.
GUGCGCGCGGCCCGGGCGGCGCGGCGGCGAGACCGCGGCUUGGCAGCCGGGGCCAUGGCUGGCGUGGUGGACUUCCAGGACGAGGAGCAGGUGAAGUCCUUUCUGGAGAACAUGGAGGUGGAGUGCCACUACCAGUGCUACCGCGAGAAGGACCCGGAUGGUUGCUAUCGGCUCGUGGACUAUUUGGAAGGGAUCCGGAAGAAUUUUGAUGAGGCUGCCAAGGUGUUGAAGUUCAACUGUGAAGAGAACAAACACAGCGAUAGCUGCUACAAACUGGGGGCCUAUUAUGUGACUGGAAAAGGUGGACUGACUCAGGACCUGAGAGCUGCCUCCAGCUGCUUUCUGAUGGCGUGUGAGAAGCCUGGGAAGAAAUCUGUGGAGGCAUGUCACAACGUUGGUCUCCUGGCGCAUGAUGGACAGGUCAAUGAAGAUGGCCAGCCCGAUUUGGGGAAGGCCAGAGACUACUACACAAGGGCCUGUGAUGGCAGCUAUGCCUCCAGCUGCUUCAACCUCAGUGCCAUGUUCCUGCAGGGUGGCCCCGGCUUUCCCAAGGACAUGGGCCUGGCAUGUAAAUACUCAAUGAAAGCCUGUGACCUGGGCCAUGUCUGGGCCUGUGCCAAUGCCAGCCGCAUGUACAAGCUGGGGGAUGGCGUCGAUAAGGACGAAGCCAAGGCUGAGGUGCUAAAAAACCGGGCCCGGCAGCUGCACAAAGAACGGCAGAAACACAUUGAGCCUUUAACGUUUGGGUAGUGAGGCCCACCCUCUUCUCAACAAGCAGCUUGGGGCUGGCACCUCUUAUUUCUGAAGCAGCUCUUGGAGGUCAACCUGCUGGAGCAGGAAGACUUGAGACCUAGUGUCAGUAGCUCUGGUUACACAGACCCGUUGCCCCAGAGUGUCACCUACUGGGACGUAGCCUGAAAUGCUUAUUUCAGUCCGUUUUCCUUUAUCUGGUGUGUUCUGUGAAGACACCCACGUUUAUGGGCUCUUAGUUCUCAGACUCUUGUAGCCUUGUGAAAAACCGCAAACUAGAGAGUCACAGAGAUUGGGGUGGGGUGGGGAGGAGAGGCGAAGAGCAGGAAGUUGGGAAAAUUUGCAGCCACAGGGCCUGAAGGAAUCAGACGUUAUUAGUAGUUGGGAGGGUUUGAAAAUCAAAAGGUAACUUGACUUACAUGUUAGAGGGCUUAAGGAGCUGAGAACACUUAAAUAGUUAGCACUGCCACCCUUUAAGUGGAGCCCACGCCAUAUGUAAUCACUGGUGUGGGCUCCAGUUACAACUGUCCCCUCUAACAUAUGUAAUCUUUGCUGUGGGCUCCCCUUUUGCCUUUAGCGUCAGGUAUUUCAAUAAAUGCAGAGAUGGAUGUGCUACAUGCAAGUUAAAGGUCCUUACGCUUCCGAGUUACUAAAGAGGAAACAGCCUUCCUUUAGUGGAGAUGGUCGCAGGUGAAAGUCAGCAUCCCCCUCCGCUCACCUGGUGCUGCUCCUCAUGCUGAGGGAGCAGAUUAUUCCCAAGGUGGCUUCAGCUGGGAAUUUGUAAGCAAGGGCUUUGUGACACAUUUUGUCCCUCAGAACGGAACUUCCUUAACUGUCCCUGUGAAUAAACUAUUUUGAUUGAUUA